Messenger RNA from Schistosoma spindalis, 5767 nucleotides. Lineage: Eukaryota; Metazoa; Platyhelminthes; Trematoda; Strigeidida; Schistosomatidae. The record is from the annotation of a GenBank genome assembly.
AUGAAUCUUAUUACAUUUACAUAUAAACAAAUCCUUUUUUAUAUAAUCUAUUUAUUUUAUUGGAUUAUUUAUCUUUUUACAUUUUAUAAUUGUUUUACAUAUAUAAAUCAUUUACCAGAAAUAAAAAUUUAUGAAAAUAUAACAAUUGGUCAAGUGAUUAUUAAAGAUAUACGUACAUUAAUUGGUAUAUCUAAAUCAAAUUAUAUUAAAUUAAGUCCAAGUUCAUUAACACAAUUUUUUCGUUUAGAUAAUAUAACUGGUAAUUUAUAUAGUAUAUCAUCAAUUGAUUUAGAAACAAGUCAUUUAUGUAAUACAGAAAAAUCAUGUUGUCGUAAUGAUCAAUAUGAACAAGUAUCUAAUGAAUUAGAUAUAUUAUAUUCAGAAGAAUUAUCUAAUGAAUUCAAUUAUAUAAAUGAUAAUAAACGAUUACAAUAUAAAUAUCAAUGUAUAUUAACAACUUUUAUAUUAGCUUCAACAGAUAAUGAUAUGCAAUUUUCUCCAAUUACUAAAUUACAUAUCAAUAUUAUGGAUUUAAAUGAUAAUCCACCACAAUUUAACAUGUUUUCAGAUUAUCAAUCAAAUAUAAUACAUUUAUCAUUUUUAGAAGGUCCAUUAGGUGUGAAUACAAAACAUGAUUUACCAAGAGCAUUUGAUGCAGAUUAUUCACCAAUAAAUCGUAUAAAAAAUUAUUGGAUUGAAUGGGAUGAUAUAAAUUAUGGAAUAAUUAAUAAUAUACAACAAUCUUCAUCUUUAUCUACAAUGACAUAUAAAAAUAAUGAAAUAUGGUCUAAACUUGGACCAUUUCGAUUAAUCUAUACAAAAUCUAUAGAAAAUUUAAUUAUUCAACUUGAUCAAGAAUUAGAUCGUGAAAAACAAUCAAUUUAUAAAUUACGUUUAAUUGCUCAAGAUGGUGGAGAUUUACGUGGAUCAAUACAAUUAAUAAUUGAAGUAGAUGAUGUAAAUGAAUUUUCACCAAUUUUUGUGGAUCCAAAUUAUGAUAAUAUAUUAAAAGAUCCACAUUUAUUUUCAUUACAUAAUAAUCAAGAAAUUUAUAAAAAACAAUAUAAAAUAAAAGAAUCAUUAGAGAUAGGUAGUCGUAUAGGACAAUUAAAAGCUAUUGAUUAUGAUUUAUUAAUGUCUAAUGAAACAAUUAAUCAAAUUACAUAUCAUUUUAGUUCAAAUCAAAUGAAUUGGGAUAUAACACGUAUAUUUCAUUUAGAUUCACAAUCGGGUAUAUUAACUUUAAAACAAUCAUUAGAUUAUGAAAAUGUUAAAAAUUAUCGUUUAACUAUAAUAGCUAAAGAUGGUCCAAUAAUAGAGAAUAAUAAAGAUACUAAUAAAUUAUAUUUUCCAAUCACAUCAACAAUAAAAAAAUCAUCACAAAUAAUUUAUUCUUCUACAGCUUUAAUUGAUAUAAUUGUCCUGGAUGUAAAUGAUAAUCCACCAAUUAUAUUAUUUGAAAAUGAUCAUAUUUUAGAGAAUAAAUAUAAAAAAAUAAUCAAUUCAAAUAAUGACUUAGUUACAAUGAAUAAACCAUAUGAAAUAUGGAUUAAAGAAAAUAUACCAAAAAAUACACCAAUUAUAUUUUUUAAUGUAAUUGAUUAUGAUACUGGUCAAAAUAGUGAUAUAACAUGUCAAUUAUUAAAUUCAACUGAUAUAUUUAAUAUACAUAAAUUAUCUGAUUUAUAUAGAAUUGAAACACAAAUAUUAUUAGAUCGUGAAUUAAUUGAUCAAUAUACUAUUAUUAUACAAUGUAAUGAUAUGGGUGAACCAAUAUUAUCUAAUAAAAAAUCAAUAAUUAUUCAUUUAAUUGAUGUUAAUGAUUCACCACCUAGUUUUCCAUUUAAUAUUUAUCAUUAUCAUGUAUUUGAAAAUAGUGAUCCUGGUACACCAGUUCAACCAAUGAAUAAUAUAUAUCCAAUAAAUCAUUUAGCUAUUGAUCCUGAUUUAAAUAGUACACUUAUUUAUCGUUUAGAAUCAAUUGAUAUAUUAAAAAAUCAAUCAACUAAUAAUGAUAAUAAUAAUAAUAAUAAUAAUUAUAUAAUUCAAUCAUCAUUAGAUUAUCAAUUAUUUAAAAUUGAUCCAAUCAAUGGUCAAAUAUUUACACAAGGUGAAUUAGAUCGUGAAAAAAAAUCAUCAUUAGAAUUUUCUAUAUGUGUUGAUGAUAGUUUAUAUUUUAGUUGUACAAAAGUUUUAAUUGAUUUAGAUGAUAUUAAUGAUAAUCCACCAUAUUUUGAAUUAGAUACAUAUAUUAUUCAUUUAGAAGAAAAUAAACAAUAUUAUAAACCAAUUAUUAUAUUUAAUGUAUUUGAUUUAGAUUUAAAUAAUAAUGGUUUUAAAUUUAAUAUUCUAAUUGAUUCAAAUAAACCGCAAAAAAGUUUUUCAAAUGAAAAUAAUUCAUUAAAACAAAUAAAUCAAAUUGAAAAUUUAACUAAUUCACAAUUUUAUAAAUCAAUAAAUUAUAAUGAAAAUUUAAUUACAAAAUAUUUUAUAUUAAAAGAUAAUGGUUUAUAUUUACAAGGUGUUUUAGAUAGAGAAGAAUGUGCAAAUUAUCAUUUCUAUAUACAAGUACAAGAUAUACAUAAUGAAUUAUAUAAUUAUACACAAUAUAAUUUAACAAGUCAAACAGAAAUAUUUAUUCAUAUAAUUGAUAUAAAUGAUAAUAUACCAAUAUUUAUAUUUCCUAAUGUUACAACAAUAGCUGGUAAUCGAUUAAUUAUAUCAUGUCAUGAAAUGAUUGGUAGUUCCAUUGGUCAUAUACAAGGAUAUGAUCCAGAUCUUGGUAUAAAUGGUACAAUUAUUUAUAAUUUAAUCAUGACAACAUCAUAUAUAAAACAAUCAUUAUUUCAUUUAGAUAAUAAUUCUGGUGAAUUAUUUGUUAAUACAGAUCAAUUAAUUGAAUAUUGUGGUAAAAUUAUUACAUUAAUUAUAACAAUUGAUGAUCAAGGUCCACAAAUAAGUAAAAUUGGUAGACAUUCAUCAAUGGAACGUUUAAUUAUUCAAUUAGAUGAUAUACCAAUAAAAAUUAAAUCAGUAGAAUAUAAUCAACAAUUAAAACAAAAAUGGCGAAUUCAUUCGAAUAGUAGAUCAGAUACAAAUUUAUUGAUUAAUAAUAAUAUGAAUAUGAAUAGUACAUUUACAGCUAAAACUAUUCUUAGUAUUACAUUAGGAAGUUCAACUAUAUUUUUAAUUGGUUUAUUAAUUACAUCAAUUAUUUUAAUGAUUUAUAAUAAAUCAAAACGUAGAAAAUCAUUUUUAACUUUAAAAAAACUACAUUUAAAAGAUAAUACUAUUUACAGUCAACAUAGUAACAAUGGUAAUAAUAAUAAUAAUACAACAAAUGAAGAUUUAAUUUGUAGUGAUUGUAAACAAGGCGGAUUAAAUAAAAUAUUAUUUCCUACUAAUAAUAGUUAUGAUAAUGAUAAUAAUAAUAAUAAUAAUAAUAAUAAUAAUCAACAUUCAAAUGAAUAUAUAACUUCUAUGUUGAAACCGAAGUCAAUCUGUGAAGAUGAAUUUUCUUCUGGUGCUGUUGCUGCUGCUGUUGAUAAUAAUGAUGACAAUGUUCACCAACAUCAUCAUCAUUAUCAUCAUCAUACUGAACAGGGUAAUGCUCGAAUUCAUUCACAUUUAUAUAAUCCACAUACAACUUAUACUUCUAUUGGAUUACAUCAUUGUACUCAUGAUUCAAACAGUGUAAAUAUUCCACGAUUAAAAGAUAGCAGUAAUAAUAAUAAUGAUAAUAAACAUUAUACAUUUUAUUCAGGUGCUCAUCCGCCUAGUUUUAUUUUAGCUACACAUUGUUUAGGUCAAUCAUCAUCAUUGUUAUCUACUCCAUCAUUAUCACCAUUACAACAAAAGAAAAAACAAUUACAAACUUCAUCAUCAUCACCAAUUGGUAUAGAUUGUAGGCAAAGUUGUAAUGGAGAUCAAUCAAAGUAUAAUUCUAAUCUUAUUAUUGAUCAUAGAAAUAAUUGUAUGAUAACACCAGGUUGUUUUAUAUCGAAUUGUGCUGAAACAGAAUUACCUACAUUAAAAACCUUCAUACAACAAGAACAACAGCAACAAAAUGAUCGAAUACCGCCAAUCCCAGUAAAAUUAAAUAUCCAAUCACACUGUGACAAUUCACAACAUCAAUUUGAUAAUAAUCAGGGAAGAUUGAAUGAAAGUCAGCAAAUAUUUGAAGACAAUGAUAAAUACAAUAAUACACAAGAUUAUCAACGGAUAAAUAAAUGUGGUUAUGAAAAACCUCCUCUAGGUAGGCCAUCAUCCAGAUCCCUACUGAAUAUUAGUAAUAACAAUAACAAUAGUAAUAAUAAUACUUCUCAAAUUACACACAGGACACAAAAUUUUCAUGAAAAAUCCAGUCCUAUCAAACGAACACCAAAAAAUGUCAGUUUUAUACCAUCUAUGCCAUGUUUUGAUAAUUAUCCUUUAAAAAAGACACUAGAUAAUAAUAGUAAUAAUAAUGAACAUCUUAUCAAUAGUUCUGUACUAAAAUCGGCAUCUGGAAACUAUGAAAUCUGUGAUCGUCAACAUCUUUAUCAAUUUAAAUCACAUCCAAAUAUUUCAGCUUAUACUACUGAUACCACAAUAGAUGAUCUACAUUUAAAUGAUACAAAAAAUAUUUCAUUAAUUAAUCAAUCUAUAAAUCCACAAUUAUCGAUUUAUAAUAAGAGAAAUUUUCUUUAUAAACAAAAUCAAUUGCCUCCACAACCACCACCACCACCACCUCCUCCUCCUACUCUGCCACCAUUCCCACAUCGAUUUUUAACACCACCAUGUACAAGAAAAUUAUCAAUACAAUCAAAUUGUAAUUUAAAAUCAUUACUAGGGAAUAAUAGAAAUGAUACUUAUACAAUGUUUUCAAAAGAAAAACAAUGCUGUAAUUGUACAUUAUCAAAUAUGAAUAAGCUACCUAAUUCAUCAAAAUUUACAGACCUAAACCUAUUAUUUCAAACAGAAAAUCAAAAUACUAUCAGUAAUAAUGAUAUUGAUUCUACUAAUAUGAAUAUAAUUGACCAUAUCAAUCAAGAAAGAAAUAUUGAUAUUCAUGGUAACAUCAAAGAAGCAUCAAACUUUUCAUGCUGUGAUUAUAUGAGUAAUUAUGAAACAGAAAUAUGUUCACAAUGUCAAUUAAUUAAUUUAAGAAAUAGUCCAACACCUCCUAUUCAUGAAAUUAUAUCACAGUCAUCAACUAUUGAUAGAAAAAAUUCAUUAAAUGAUUGUUCUAUUAUAACUACAUGUAAUACUGAUCCAAUUCAUACUACUCAUUCAAUUAUUAGUAGUGAUUCAUUAUAUUGUACAAAUAAUAAUUGUCCAUUGUUUAAUGGACAUAAUGAAUAUAUGCAUCAUUUAAACUAUUCAACAAAUUCUUUAACAACUAUACGAGAUAUGUUUAAUUCAUGUGUAUAAUAUACGUUUUACAUGAUUGGAAAUGUUGAAUUCAUUUAAAGAAGUUAUAUUAUUGAAUAUACUUGUCUACUCCAGGUAUUCAUCAUGACUGUAUAUGUUCAUGGAGAAAUAACAAACCGUGACAGGAAUUUGGCACAGUUAUAUAUAUCUAAAUAUAAAUUCAAAACGAAAGUUAUUGAAUAGGUGCCUUGAGAAAUUCAUAUAUGUAUUCAUAUACUACUUAAAAAGAAACAUAUUACAGUAAAUAUUUGUGAAAUUUCACGUAUUUGUUUAUAUAGAAUUUACUUUGAAAGAAAGAGUAUUUUUGAUAUUUUACUCCUUUCAGAGUUUCUGAAUUCUGCUGAGUUGUUUAUGG